Aphanomyces astaci is the source of this 1266-nucleotide messenger RNA. RefSeq lists its product as hypothetical. NCBI's taxonomy places the organism in Eukaryota, Oomycota, Saprolegniomycetes, Saprolegniales, Verrucalvaceae. The record is from RefSeq and is a predicted model, not a curated record. The transcript has a single exon. The coding region runs from base 186 to 887 and encodes 233 amino acids.
AGUCAACACCGAAUUAGUGUGUGACCGAAAUUAGUGUGAUCCUGGCCGAUCUUUAUGGACAAAUAAUCGAUAGAUUUGGCGAAUAAUCAGCACAAAAGUCAACCAAAAUUUGGGGAAAAGGCCAAUAUUACACUUGAUGUUUCAGCACGGGGGAGUUGGCAAAUGCUCCGACUUCGUCGACGGACAUGGCGAUGCUGCCGCGAGGAACGCUUUCUUCCUCGGUGUCGUCGGGGAUUCGUUUACCCCCGACAGUGUCAUCGUCGCUACUGUCGUCCCCGUUUUUGUCGUUUGUGGUGGUGGUGUCGGUUUCGCCGACUUUGUUGUUCGGCGUUCCCGAGCACGAUGCCGUGUCCGUCUCGUGGUACCGCGCUCGUCGGCUACGGAACACGACUACGACCAGCACCAGCAGAAGACAUGCGACGCCGGCGGCCCCCGCGACCGCCAUGGCGCGGCCGUCCCCCGCCUUCAACAUGUCCACAAAGUCGCUAAAGCUUGUCGACGUCGUCGGCCGGACGUGCGUCACAUGCUCCUCCGGUUGCGCCUGGAAGGCGGCGUUCUGUGCCGGCGUCUGGCAGACGGUGACCCCUUGGUCCACCGUGAUCCAGUUGGUGAUGUCGCCGUUGUCUUUGACGCGUCCGCACGUGGUCAGUUCAAAAUGGUCCUUGGGGUUCUCUUCGAAAUGUAAAAUGUACUUUCCCGCCACUUGCUUCUCGCUCUCGAGGCUGCAUGUGAUGUGCGUCACCACCGAGUACACUUGCGGCGCGGACGGGGCACCACCAAGCAACUUCUCGAAGGACACACCCACGCAAUGGAACUCGUCGCACACGUUCGUGCGGUUGUACGCGGCGAAUGCGCGGUACGACGCCUUCGCGAGCGCGCCCGAGUGACUCGAAUCGAUGUUCUCCCAUCGCGUGGUAUUGAGACCCGACGAGUUGGCGGACGCAGCCGAUGGAGAGAUCGAUGUGAAGGGAGUAGGCGCUUUUGUGGAACUUGAGGCGGAACCUGCCGUCGCCGGGGUGAGAGUGGUGCCGUACGGAUCUACAUCUUCCUCAACUUUGCGGGAACCAGCGGGGCAUGGCGGGUAGUUGCAAUUGUUCUUGGGAUCCCGCGUCAACUGGAUCAACUCGCCCGUCUUGAGGUUUUCGCAUACCUUGUAUUCCUCCACACACGCCAUGAUGGCAGCAGACUCGACGGACGCUUCGGUGGCGGUCUGUAGCGUUAAUGCAAAAGUGCGGCAGGAACAUGGAUGUUUAUUGGGUUCGGUAA